Molecule: messenger RNA, 258 nt
Organism: Haemonchus placei
Lineage: Eukaryota; Metazoa; Nematoda; Chromadorea; Rhabditida; Trichostrongylidae
Source: the annotation of a GenBank genome assembly
GCAUCAAUUUACGUAUCUGACUCCAUGGCAACAUCCCAUUCUAUCGGUUACGUUCCAAAUCUGUUAGGUAUUAUUCCUUAUGCGGGUAUCGACUUAGCUAUUUAUGAAACACUGAAGAACUUCUAUGUUCGGAAUCACAAGGAUAGUGCAGAACCAGGUGUAUUAGCACUAUUGGCAUGUGGCACGUGCAGUUCAACUUGUGGUCAAUUAGCCAGUUAUCCUCUAGCACUUAUCAGGACACGAUUACAAGCGAGAGGU